Molecule: messenger RNA, 997 nt
Organism: Kickxella alabastrina
Lineage: Eukaryota; Fungi; Kickxellomycota; Kickxellomycetes; Kickxellales; Kickxellaceae
Product: ribosomal protein L5 domain-containing protein
Exons: 1
Coding region: 67-867 (266 amino acids)
Biological process (GO): translation
Cellular component (GO): ribosome; cytosolic large ribosomal subunit
Molecular function (GO): RNA binding; structural constituent of ribosome
Source: RefSeq, a predicted model, not a curated record
CUUUUUUCCUUCCUUUCUUUCUUUUUAACAUUUAUUCUAAACGCAAUACUCUCUAUUUUUCUUAUCAUGUUUGGAGCAACCACUCGGCGUUUUACUUUGGCCACCAGCACGCGUGCGUUCUCAACCAGCGUCCCCACCGGCUACCAAACGCGGCUUAGCCAGUUCUACCACAACACGCUGCGCGACGACCUCGUAAUCAUGCAAUACGUGCCGCCCAGCAUCCGUGCUCGCCAGGACGCCAAUGAAGCAGCGCGCAUUGAAGCAACCAACCAGAAGAUCGGUGGCACGCCGCCGAACCCAGACAAACAGCAUAAGAAGACCAGACAGCCUAAGCCCAAAGUGCCUGUGACCUCGGCGAACAACGCACCUCAUAUGGAGAGCGUCACCGUGCAUAUCCGGUGUCGCGAGGCUUUGCAGAACAAACACCAUUUGCUUUCUGUGCUCAUGGCUAUGCAGAUUGUGACUGGGCAGAGGGGGGAGGUUAUUAAAUCGAAAAAUGAUGCAGCGACGUGGAAGUUGCGCAAGGGAAUGCCGAUUUCGGUCAAGGUCGAGCUGAAGGGAGAUAGGAUGUUUGAGUUUAUGGAUAAGCUUGUCGAAGUGGUUUUGCCCCGGAUGAAGGAGUACCAUGGCUUGGGGAUGGAUGCUGGUGAUGGCAAUGGUAAUUUCUCCAUGGGCUUUGAUGGGUCGGUUAUUGGCCUGUUCCCUGAGAUGGAGAUGGUCUAUGACCAGUUCCCCUUGGUUACCGGCUUCCAUGUCAAUGUGCGCACCAGUGCUGCGAGGAACCCCGCCGGUCGCCUGCUGCUCAGCGGCUUUGGGCUGCCGUUCAUUCACACGCGCAAGCCUGCCUCGGAAACCUUUGAGCUGUAAGCAAAGGAAUGUUUUAUGACGAAUGAAGAAAAUGCCAAUACUGAGCUCUCUCUCUCUCUUUUUACAUCUAAAUCAAAAAUAUUUAUUAGAUUUUAAUCAGGAAAUAAUCAAACACGACGACGUAUGUAAA